UCUUUUGUCGCCAUUUUUCAGCUUCCGAGCGUUUUUAUUCAAUUGUGCUGGUUUGAUUGGUUUGAUAAAAAAAAAUUAAUUAAAAAUUUGGAAGAAAUGGAAGAAAUACGACGCGGGGAUCCGGAGACUCACGCCCUGCUUGAAGCUCAUAAAUUCAACAACCUGACGCUUAUGCUGCUUAACGAAGAACGCCUAAAAAAAAUAGGCUUAAAAGAAGAUCCGAUUCUCUUUGUUUUGGAUAUCAUUGAAAAGACAAGGAACGCGAAUUCACCUACAUUGAGAAUUGAAGACGCUGAGAACAUUUCCCCGAUUCGGAUCAAGCUUCAAAGAAAUUCCAGAUUUGCCCAAAACGUUCUCUAUAAAAAACUGGAUAAACAGCUGCCCCUUGACCACAAAGAAUUAUGCCAUAUGGUUCGAAUACUCUGCGAUGAUUGGAAGAAUCGAGUUUUCCUACAAAAUUACCCAACAACGGCGGAGCAACAGGAAAUGGCCCAACAAAUUUUGAAUGCAUUCCCUUAUCUAAGGAAUACACCUGGGAACGAUUCAACUACACUUUUUUCAAAAAAUAGUGGCAAAGGUACAGGCCAUCGUCAUUCAGGGAUCAUCCACAAUUUUUUCCGCAACCUUUGCCAUCAUGUUCCGGCCGAGUCCAAAAAAUUUACAAGAUCGCCCAAACCAGGAAUACUAUCAGAGGAAAUAGCCAAUUAUGCAACCAAUCUUAGUCUCAUUGAAGGAACGGCUGAAAAUUUUUCCUAUAUCAAGGAGGAUAUGGCUAAGUGUUUGCCUUGCUCAACAAUUUGAUACUUCUAAAAAAAACUCCUAAAUCGAUUUCGGAAACAUUACCACACUUACUUGCUUACGGAGGACAAAUAAUUGUCGAAAUGUUCGCUGAGAUGAAACCUGACCAUAACAAACAUGCAAAUCUGAAUAACGUUUGUUCGAAAGGUUUGCUGUUCAAACCUACUACUUUCAGCCGGGUCGAAGAUG
Molecule: messenger RNA, 987 nt
Organism: Uranotaenia lowii
Lineage: Eukaryota; Metazoa; Arthropoda; Insecta; Diptera; Culicidae
Exons: 4
Coding region: 97-801 (234 amino acids)
Source: RefSeq, a predicted model, not a curated record